CCGAGGGGAGUGAGAGGGAGGAGGGGGAAGGCGAGGUGUCAUGGCGGCGCCGAGGCCUCCAGCAUCCGGCGGGCUGUUCGCCGAGAGCGUCGCGGCUACUCUGGGGUCAUGGCCGGCCUUGCAGAUCGCACUGGAGAACGGGUUUGGGGGAGUCUACGGGCAGCAGAAGGCGGACUGGAUGGUGACGGCUGUGGAGCGGUACUUUCUGGACAACGCGGACCUGGACAGAGUGGAGGUGGAGGAGCUGCUGGCCGAGCUGUUGGACAACGAGUUUGACACGGUGGUGGAGGACGGCAGCGUGUUGGAGGUGGCGGAGGAGAUCUGGACGACCUUUGCCCUGUGCCGGAGGGGUCAGGAGGCGGAGGUGAGAGGUCGCAUCCAGCGGCUGGUCCAGAGGAGGCGCAGCGUCAGGGUGGAGGCGGUGGCGGGGACGAGCGGGGCCGAGGGAGCCGGGGAUGAGGACAGUGAGGAGGAGGAGGACGAGGAGGACGGAGCGGAGGCCAUGGACUGCGAGAGCCAGCCCUCCCCCGGUCCCGGCUCCCACUGCCCAGCAGCUGCCCAGGGCCCGAGCGAGGAGAAGAGGGAGGCCACGGAUGAGUGGACGGUGGUGCGGCGCAAGAGGAAAUAG
Molecule: messenger RNA, 628 nt
Organism: Amblyraja radiata (thorny skate)
Lineage: Eukaryota; Metazoa; Chordata; Chondrichthyes; Rajiformes; Rajidae
Gene: tsr2
Product: TSR2 ribosome maturation factor
Exons: 5
Coding region: 41-628 (195 amino acids)
Source: RefSeq, a predicted model, not a curated record